AUGCUUCCAUGCGGAGGAGCAACAGCGGCUCAGAGGGACGCUGCGAUGGCGUAUCACCAGUUGAUCCAGCAGCAGCAGCAGGCUUUGAUGCAUCGGCUCUAUCAAAACACGCCCUCUGCUGGCGAUGUUCCCAACGAUGAUAAUGACAGUAAUGGCGAAGUUUUCCAGGUGGUGGGGGAUGAGAUGAUGGCGGCACUCGGCCGACGGGUCAUCGUCAAUCGCACCGCAGUCACGGACGCAUCCGGGGAAGCAGGCAGACAAAUGAUGGACCACCGGGGGGAGGUCGUGCGGAGCGCACUGUUGCAACGGUAUUCCGCAAUCCCGCUGCGUCAUCACACCACGCAUCACAGGCAAGGGCAACCAGAGGAGGACAUUCAUUCCAUGGACCAUGAAAGGCGUCGAAGAAAUCGACGCGUGGAGUUCAUCUUGCAGCGUAUGCCCGACUUUUGGUCGAUCAUCACCAAUAAUGCCGUAGGAGGGCUUCAUUAG
Messenger RNA from Trypanosoma cruzi, 489 nucleotides. RefSeq lists its product as uncharacterized. The transcript has a single exon. Lineage: Eukaryota; Euglenozoa; Kinetoplastea; Trypanosomatida; Trypanosomatidae. The coding region runs from base 1 to 489 and encodes 162 amino acids. The record is from RefSeq and is a predicted model, not a curated record.